Molecule: messenger RNA, 1548 nt
Organism: Cucurbitaria berberidis CBS 394.84
Lineage: Eukaryota; Fungi; Ascomycota; Dothideomycetes; Pleosporales; Cucurbitariaceae
Product: SE-domain-containing protein
Exons: 2
Coding region: 1-1548 (515 amino acids)
Biological process (GO): ergosterol biosynthetic process
Cellular component (GO): membrane; endoplasmic reticulum
Molecular function (GO): flavin adenine dinucleotide binding; squalene monooxygenase activity
Source: RefSeq, a predicted model, not a curated record
AUGCUCACAAUGUUUUCUGGCACGAAGAUAACGGCGCUGCCGCCUGGCGUCAAUCCAGCGUCGUCGCCGUCGCAACUGCGAGCGCGAGGCACCCCGUCGUCCUCAACACCCAAGGCAGACUCCACAUCGACAUCAGACUAUUGCGAGGAAAGGCGGCACAUACACCAUGAGGCCGACAUUGUCAUCGUGGGUGCGGGUGUUGUUGGCUGUGCAGCAGCCGUCGCGUUUGGCAAGCAAGGCAGGAGCGUGAUUCUGCUGGAGAAGAGCCUGAAGGAGCCGGAUCGGAUUGUCGGCGAGCUAUUGCAGCCUGGUGGAGUCAAUGCGCUGGAGAAGCUGGGCAUGAAGGAUUGCCUCGACGGCAUUGACGCGAUUCCCUGCUAUGGCUAUCAAGUCUCCUACUACCGAGAACCCGUACACAUCCCCUAUCCCAACAACCUUGUCACAUCCUCACCGUCAAAAACCCCAGAAGGUCGCUCCUUCCACCACGGUCGCUUCAUUUCCAAACUGAGGGCGAAAGCCCGUGCCACACCGAAUGUCACCAUUGUCGAAACAACCGUAACCAGGGUCGUCAAGAGCGACUACACAGGCCAAGUCGUAGGCGUAGCGUGUCAGACAGAGGGCAAGCAGGACUACUACUUUGGCGCUGUAACACUAGUAGCAGACGGCUAUGCGUCCAAAUUCAGGAAGGACUACCUACCACACCAACCACAAGUGCGGAGUAAGUUCUACGCUCUCGAGAUGAUCGACGCAGAGCUGCCCAUGCCGAACCACGGCCAUGUCGUUCUGUCUGACGCACCCCCGAUUCUCAUUUACCAAAUCGGCACACACGAGACGAGGGUACUAGUUGACGUGCCUGAAAACCUGCCCAGCGCAAGCGUCAAGGCCGGGGGAAUAAAGAACCACCUGCUCAACGUCGCACUCCCCAACCUCCCAGAAUGCGCCCAGCCAGCAUUCAGGCGCGCCGUCGAAGACGGCAAACUCCGCUCCAUGCCAAAUUCUUUCCUUCCGCCCGCGUCGCAAAAGACACCAGGCCUUAUCAUGCUGGGCGAUGCGAUGAACAUGCGCCACCCGCUCACGGGCGGCGGCAUGACCGUUGCCUUCAACGACGUCGUCACCAUGUCCAAUCUUCUCUCUCCAGAACUCGUGCCCAACCUCGAAGACACAGAGGCGGUGCUCAAGGCCCUCAGCCAAUUCCACUGGUCUCGCAAAUCCGGCAGCAGCGUCAUCAACAUCCUCGCCAUGGCAUUAUAUUCACUCUUCGCUGCCAACAACCCCUACCUGACGAGCCUCAAGAACGGCUGUUUCCGCUACUUCCAGCUCGGUGGCCUACAUGUGUCGGAGCCGUGUGGUAUGCUCAGUGGCUUGGUAGCGAAUCCGUGGACAUUGGUGUACCACUUUUUCUCGGUGGCGCUGUACGCUAUUUGGUGUCGACUAUGCGAGGUGCCAAUUUGGCAAGCUCCGUACGUGAUGAUCGUCGAGAGCACGAUGAUUAUCUGGACGGCUGCGCGUGUUAUUGGGCCGUAUCUAGUUUGGGAGGUCAGGCGGUAA